AUGGCGUCUCUUAAUCCCUUAGCACCCAGCUUUUCCCCCUCCAAGUUAACUACUAGUGUACACAGUCAACAUCACUCCCCCGGGGCUGGCAUCCCAGGUCCCAGUGCUCAUGGCUCUUGUACCCAGAAUAACCUUUCUGCCCCUGCUCACCGCAUUACCCCACUGACACAGUCCUUCAUAAGACUGAGCUUUUUGAAUGUUUGUAGUCUUCGAAACAAAGUAGCUGAGGUCGCCGAUAUCCUACAGCAACACAACUUCGACAUAUUUGGCGUCGCAGAAACCUGGCUUGACAGCACAACGUCAGACAGUGAUAUUGAUAUACCAGGUUACUGUGUGAUACGGCACGAUCGUCCAGUGCGCAGAGGUGGCGGUGUAUGCUUUUAUUUCCGUUCCGGACUCCAGGUAAAACCGCGCCCAGAGCUUUCCGACGAUAACAUUGAAUCGUCCUGGAUCGAAGUCAAAGGGCGACGAAGGCGACAACUAGUUGGGUGCUUUUACCGGCCACCUGACGAGCCCAUCUUGUACUGGCAGAAUUUUGAAGAGCAGCUGCACAGGGCUUUCGUGGACAACCCAAGCAUCACAGUCAUUGGCAAUUUUAACGUUAAUGUUUCAACCCCCUACCCACCUUGUCCUAUCGCCCGGAAAUUUCUCGAACUUUGCAACUGCUACGGCCUCACUAAUCACGUUCAUGCUCCGACUCGUAUCUCACCGGCGUGCCCAUCUGGUACAACUAUCCAUCUCAUUCUUUCAGCUAGUCAAGACAUCAGUGAGUGCCACGUCCUGCCUUUGACCAUUAGCGACCACUUUGAGAUUGAGGCUAACCUGCACCUUCAGGUUUCUCGCAGCGUGUCACCUCAGGAAGUAGAGCGGGUCCGAGCUCAGAGAAAUACUCGGUCGGUGAAGCUCUGCGAAUUCCGUCGGGAUGUCAGCUCCGCAGGGCUGGAUGAUUUUACUAACACGCGGGAUGUGGACACCAUGUGGGCGUCGUGGCACACCAAGUUCUUGGCUGUCGUGGACAAGCAUGCACCCAUCCGCUAUGUAUCCUCCAACCGCAAAUCCCAUCCGCCCUGGUCCGACAGAGAGCUCCACAAGCUCAACCAACGUAAAAGCCAGCUACACCGACGGUGGCUACGCGAUAAGGGAAACCAGAAUCUUCACGUGCAGUUCAAGCAAGCACGCUCAAGCGCCAGAAAUGCCUAUCGCCGAAAGCGCAACGAUUUCUUCCGAGCGCAAUGUGCCGCGUCCAGUCAGAACCCGCGUAAGCUCUGGAACGUCAUAAACUCCGUUACGAACAGGAAGAGAAACAACAGGACAUGCCUGGAAUCUGCAGUAGCAAAUUAUAUCUUCGGCCAAGCUAUACCUAGCUUAAGGGCUAUUAUCCGCCAUCUUGAGAGCAAGUACCCAGAGGAGCAGGAGAAGGCUCACAUGGUAGACGAGCUGUCCUGA
This is a messenger RNA of Sycon ciliatum, 1446 nucleotides long. RefSeq lists its product as uncharacterized. The record is from RefSeq and is a predicted model, not a curated record. Bases 1 to 1446 code for a protein of 481 amino acids. NCBI's taxonomy places the organism in Eukaryota, Metazoa, Porifera, Calcarea, Leucosolenida, Sycettidae. Gene Ontology annotation, molecular function: catalytic activity. The transcript is spliced from 3 exons.